UAAACAUCCCGUUUGUCUCGCUAGCACUGCAUCGUACUUGGCAGGCUUGAGCUGUGCAGCAGCUUGAACUCUGCUCAGACUACACAGAAUUCCAGUCAUCCUAUGUCAGACCUCCACCGCCCCCCCAGAAUGGCAUCAAAGUACGAAGGGACGUCUUCCGGGUAACCCGCCGACCACGAGGGCCCGCGGCGUAGAGAUGCUGGCCCGGGCGGCCGCCUUGCUGACGCUGUGCACGUGGAUACGGGCCGACGUUUCCCCAGGAAAGCGCACGUGUCCCCCGGGUCCCCGGACUCAGGUUGACUUCUCGGUCGAAUACCAGCUGCCCCGUUUCCAAACGCUGCACCCCAUACAGAACCUGGCGGCCAACCCGCUCACCCCACAGGUGUACGUCGGCUCGCGGAACACAGUGGAGGCGCUGGACGAUAAGCUGAGCAAAUUAUGGGAGGUGAAAACAGGACCGGUGGGGAGUCCGGAAUGUAAAACCUGCCACUUGUGCAACAUCGAAGUCGAUCCCAGUGAUCCGGUGGAUACGGACAAUGAGGUGCUGCUCUUGGAUGCGGCUCUGGCUUUCUUGCCCUACCUGUACAUCUGCGGCAGUACCCAACAGGGGAUCUGCUUCUUCAUCGAUAUCGAGGUCAUCCCGCCGGAGCCUCGGUGUUUGUACAAAGAAAAGCAAAACUCCCCCUCCUACUGCCCCGAUUGUCUGGCCAGUCCGCUGGGCACCAAGGUCACCAUUGUGGAGCAAGCGGCCACGUCCUACUUCUUUGUGGCGGCCUCUGUGAAUGACAAAGUGGUACAGAAGUUCCCCCGGAGGUCGGUGUCCGUGGUGAGGCCGCUCUCUACCGAAGACGGAUUCCAAAUGGUGAUGGAGGGCCUUACGGUGCUGCCGCACCUGAGGGACUCGUACAGCGUCGAUUACAUCUACAGCUUCUCCACCCGCGACUAUGUCUAUUUCCUCUCCCUGCAGAGGGAGAACCCCUCCAAGGACGAUUCGGCAUUUCAGACCCGUUUAGGGCGGCUGCCCGUGGGGACUCACGAGGUGUGGACAUACAGGGAGCUGGUGCUGGAGUGCAGGUACGAGCCCAAAAGGCGGCGAAGGGAGGCCUUUAGGGACAUCGUGUACAACGGACUCAUGGCUGCUUACUUUGGACACGUGGGAAAGGAUCUGGCCGCUGAGUUGGGGGUGGAUGAGACCAAGGAAGUUCUCUACGGUGUGUUUGCGCAGGUGAGCGUGGAGGGAGAACCCCAAAAGAACUCGGCCCUGUGCGCCUUCUCCUUGAGUGACGUCAACAGUAAGAUUAACAAAGGCGUUGAAGACUGCUGCAGGUCCGGAUCGGAACAAUUAUCCAGAGGACUGUGUCACUUUCAGACAUGCGAGAACUGCCCGCAUGAGUCAGGCAACGACACUUGCAGUGAAAAACCCACGCUGGUGUCAAAACCGUACCACAGAAUAGACCUCUUCAACCGGCAAAUGAGGGAUGUCCUCUUCACAUCCAUCCUGGUUACCAUUAGCGGGAGGCAAACCCUGGGCCACUUUGGGACUUCGGACGGAAGAAUUUUGCAGGUCAUUCUUACAUUGGACACACCUUUCGUUUUUGCCAACUAUUCCCUCGGAGAGAUGCCAAUAUCUAGGACGGCAUCUGUCUACAAUGAUGAUUCGCUUCUUUUUGUGGCGAGAAAUCAAUUGUUCAAGGUGCCGACCAUAGGACCGGGAUGUACACAUUUUGUGACGUGCUCCAAGUGUUUGACGGCUCCGCGUUUCAUGAACUGCGGCUGGUGCUCGGGAAUCUGCUCGAGGCAAUAUGAGUGCGCCUCGCUGUGGAAUAAACAUUCUUGUGCACCAGUCAUAACAGAGUUUUUCCCCAAAACGGCACCAGCUGGCGGGGAAACCGAGCUGACACUUUGUGGCAGAGAGUUUCAAUCUCCUCUGAGACCGCCCAUCAUCACCGGUAUCACUCACAAAGUCACUGUGGGCUCAGAGACGUUGUGUACGGUCCUCCCCGACAAAACCAGAAGCCAAGUACUCGUAUGCAAGCUGAAGAAGAAAGUGUCAAACCACAAUCUGACAAUCACGCUGGAAGUGCAUGAGGGGAACACGAGGGCCGAGUACGCCAUCGAAGGCACAUCUCGGGUGUCUGGAUUCUCUAUUGUGGAACCCGACAUAAUGCAAAUCACACCCGAGCAUGGCCCUGUUUUUGGCGGUACUCUGGUGACACUGAUGGGCCGUAACCUUGAUUCUGGGAUGCAGAGACAAGUCUUCAUAGCAGAAAAAAAGUGUCACAUUGAAGGUGUUUUUCUGGAAAGAAGCGGGACUUGGUCUUCAAUCGUGUGCCUCACCGCGGCUGCGACAAACGUCGGGAGUGUUCCCAUCAAAGUGGUUAUCGACAACUUGGAAGUCACCACCGAUAAGACGUUCAUGUACAAGAAAAACCCCGUCAUAACCUCUGUGUAUCCCCACUGCAGCUUUGGCAGUGGCUCCAAGUUGGUGAUCGAGGGUCAGAAUCUUGACUCUGCACACAAAACUCUGCUCCAGUACAUGUCUAGAAUCACCCCAUGGAAACCCCGAGAACUGGAAUGUAACGGCACUCGUAACGCCACCCGGAUGACGUGCCGGGCCCCCACGUUUACAUUUGACAUGUCAGAAGACCGAUCAAACACCGGGCAGCUUUUCAUCAACAUGGACGGCAUGGAGGUGUGGAGAAGACGUUUUGACUACCACCCAGAUGCCAAAGUCAUCCCGUUUGAAAGUGAAGACAACAUGUUGCUCCUUAAACCGGGAGAGACUGAAGUUUCACUGCACCAUCACAAACUGAACACAGUGAACAUGUGCAUGAAGAUAACCAUGACAAUCGGUGGCAUGGACUGUCACGCCCAAGUUCUGUUGAACGAGCUGACCUGCAGGAUGCCCAAGAACCAAGUGAUCCCCAGCGAAGGAUUGCCUGUCAGGGUUUCCGUGAAUGGCGAACCCCAUGAUGUGGGCAUCGUCCUCUAUGAGGACGACAAUCAGGACUCGGUCAUCGCGGCGAUCGUGCUGGGUGUCAUCUUCGCCUCGGCGGCGGGCGCCGGAAUCGCCCUAGUUGUGAUGAUUCAUUUGAGGAGGAAGAAACGAGCCAUCAUCGAGAAUCGUUUAACCACCAGGCUGUCGAUGAACCGUAUGGCGAGCCACGCUGAAAUGUCGCCGACGGGGGACUACAGGCAAGUAGAUUCCAGCCAAACGUCCGCUUCAGGAGGAAUGGCCUUUCAGGGUUUGCUGUACGCUGCCAGCUACGACCACCUCGCCGUUCCGCUGAUUCCGCGGAACAGCGUCUCAAUGAUUAGCCUCAGCUCGGACCUGCUUGACGAGGUCAAAGAUGUCCUCAUCCCUGCUGAGAUGCUCAGAAUUGAAGAUAGCCAGAGCAUCGGCAAAGGUCACUUUGGGACCGUGUAUCAUGGAUAUCUGAAGGACAGCAAUAAGCAAGAGAUCCAUUGUGCAGUUAAAUCACUGAAUCGAAUCACAGAUUUAAAGGAAGUGGACCAGUUUCUCAGAGAGGGCAUCAUCAUGAAGGGCUUCCACCAUCCCAACAUUCUGUCUCUGCUUGGAAUCAUGCUGCCCAAAGAAGGCCUGCCGCUGGUGGUGUUGCCUUACAUGAAACACGGCGACGUGCGGCAUUUUAUUCGCUCCCCGCACAGGAAUCCAACGGUAAAAGACCUGAUAGGCUUUGGACUGCAGGUCGCCAAGGGAAUGCAGUACUUAGCACAGAAGAAAUUUGUGCACAGAGACCUGGCUGCACGGAACUGCAUGCUUGAUGAGACCUUCACCGUCAAGGUGGCGGACUUCGGGAUGGCUCGUGAUAUUUACGACAAGGAGUACUACAGUAUUCAAGACCACAAGAGGGCAAAGUUACCCGUCAAGUGGAUGGCCAUCGAAAGCUUGCAGACACAGAAGUUCACCACCAAGUCGGACGUGUGGUCCUACGGCGUGUUGAUGUGGGAGCUGCUGACCAGAGGGGCCAGUCCGUACCCAGAAGUGGACCCCUACGAUAUCACGCACUAUUUACUAAGGGGCCGUCGGCUACCCCAGCCACAGUAUUGCCCCGAUUCUCUUUAUUCCAUCAUGCUGGCAUGUUGGGACCCGGAGCCUGAACGUAGACCGACCUUCCUCAGCUUGGUCGGAGACGUGCAGCACAUCCUGUCGUGCCUUACUGGAGAGCACUACAUUAACCUGAAGGUCAACUAUGUCAAUUUAGACCAAGCCAAGGCGUACCCUUCACUGACUGCAUCGGCGGACGAGGCCGAGGGGUCAGAGUCGGACACAAGUGGCCAAGACGGCAGCUGAGGACCACUAAAAUUGAUCAGAACGGACGAUCCAGUUCUUCCGGAUCACGAGUUCUUUUAUUUAAUAUGUAUUGUCUGGAUUAAGAGACUCUGUAUAUUCUGCGUGACUAAGGCUGGAUUUACACUGUAUGGUUCAGGAGCCACAAUUCGAUCUUUAUUUUGCUGGCACAUUUGCGUGGCGAUGUACUGUAAAUAAACAAGUUGGAUAAAAAUCUGGA
Molecule: messenger RNA, 4532 nt
Organism: Syngnathoides biaculeatus (alligator pipefish)
Lineage: Eukaryota; Metazoa; Chordata; Actinopteri; Syngnathiformes; Syngnathidae
Gene: mst1ra
Product: macrophage stimulating 1 receptor a
Exons: 21
Coding region: 197-4315 (1372 amino acids)
Biological process (GO): multicellular organism development; cell surface receptor protein tyrosine kinase signaling pathway; cell migration
Cellular component (GO): membrane; signaling receptor complex
Molecular function (GO): ATP binding; transmembrane receptor protein tyrosine kinase activity; protein binding
Source: RefSeq, a predicted model, not a curated record